UGCAAUUGCCGAAAACCGAACAAAACAAUCACACCAUUCCAACCGCCUCCCUCCCUCCCGGCAAUACAAACAAGCUUUACUUGAAAACAAAAAGAAAAAAAAUAGAGAAAUGCAUUUGAACGGGAAACCAGUCAGAGCUUGUUCUUCUCCAUUCAUGGCUCUCUCCCACUCCUCUCUCUUUCUCUCCCACUCUCACUCCUCGUUCCCUGCCUACCCUAAUCUCACCCGCCGCUACACCCUCCCUCGGCGCACCCAAACCCUAUCCUGCAGCACCGACAACUCCACCUCCGACAAGAAAUCGUUUGCGGUGGCUACUGGGGAGCUCUUCCUGGGCCUGGCCUCGCGGCUCUUCGUCAAGAGGCCCAGGAGAGGCCCCAACGGCGAGAUGGGCUCGGUGGUGAUGUUCGACGACUCUGGGCCGGACGAUGAGAGGAUUGGGGCGGUGGUGAAGGACGAGGCUGAGCCCCAGGUGAUAUGGGAGCAGCGCGUCAAGGAUGUGGAGGCCGAGCGCCGACGCCGUGUCGUUACCAGCCCCGGGUUCAGCUUCUCCGCCGCUGGCCUUUUGUUUCCCUACCAUCUUGGGGUCGCUCAGUUUCUCAUUGAGAAGGGUUAUAUCAAGGAAACCACACCAUUAGCUGGUUCCUCAGCGGGUGCGAUAGUCUGUGCGGUAGUUGCCUCUGGAGCCAGUAUGGAAGAGGCAUUGAAAGCUACCAAAAUACUGGCUGAAGAUUGCCGGAAUAGAGGGACGGCAUUUCGGCUUGGGGCUGUUCUUCGGGAUGUUCUUGACAAGUUUCUGCCAGAUGAUGUUCAUAUUAGGUCCAGUGGUAGGGUUCGUGUUGCUGUAACCCAGAUUCUCUGGAGACCUAGGGGUUUAUUGGUCGAUCAGUAUGAUUCCAAGGAAGAUCUCAUCAAUGCGGUUUUCACUUCUUCUUUUAUUCCAGGAUAUCUUGCACCAAGGCCAGCUACAUUGUUUCGGAAUAGACUUUGUAUUGAUGGUGGUUUGACGUUGUUUAUGCCACCAACCUCUGCUGCACAGACGGUUCGUAUUUGUGCUUUUCCAGCCAGUCGAUUGGGAUUGCAAGGGAUCGGGAUCAGCCCAGACUUGAAUCCGGAAAAUAGGGCCAGUCCCCGAGAGCUUUUCAAUUGGGCACUUGAGCCUGCAGAAGAUUAUGUUCUUGACCAACUCUUUGAGGUUGGAUAUAAAGACGCAGCUGUUUGGGCAGAAAAGAACCCCGUCGAAGUAGUUGAAGAUGACAAUCCCCUAGUUGGAAAUGGCCUUGCCUCUUCAUCAUGGUUGUGACUGACCCUGGUUUGAUGUAGACGAUGUAUAUAGAUCAUGGGGUAAUUCUGCAACCUUUGGAUCCUGUUAUUCAUUGUCAGAUGGCAUGCCCGAGGCUAAUUUUCCCCUUGCACUGUAGUGCCUCUUUAUAAAGGCAAGAAUGGACAGUCUCAUAUACUAGGGCAUAUUGUAUAACAAGAUUGGUCAAGCUCAUUGCAAGAUAUUUGAGAAAGGAAAUGGGAAAAAAUAAAAAAUGAGAAAGUCAUAAAAUAGCUUGAUUUGAGAUUAUAAAGAUUAGUUCAAUUUCAAGUUGAGUUUCAUCUCAAGUGAACUCAAUCUUCAUUAAAGAUUGGUUCAAUUUUCUUGAUGAACUUUUCAGAAGAGCUCUGUCAUUUGUAUACAUAUAAUUGUAAUACACAAACAGAAGUAUUCCAUCA
Molecule: messenger RNA, 1716 nt
Organism: Corylus avellana
Lineage: Eukaryota; Viridiplantae; Streptophyta; Magnoliopsida; Fagales; Betulaceae
Product: Acyl transferase/acyl hydrolase/lysophospholipase superfamily protein
Biological process (GO): triglyceride catabolic process; lipid homeostasis
Cellular component (GO): cytoplasm; lipid droplet; membrane
Molecular function (GO): triacylglycerol lipase activity
Source: RefSeq, a predicted model, not a curated record